Molecule: messenger RNA, 1386 nt
Organism: Mycena citricolor
Lineage: Eukaryota; Fungi; Basidiomycota; Agaricomycetes; Agaricales; Mycenaceae
Source: the annotation of a GenBank genome assembly
GUUUACUAGUCGCCCACAUCAAUUCGAAAUUCGUAGAUGCCAUGGCCUUUGGGCUAGCCCACAAUCUUCUACCAUGCGCUCCCUGGCCUCGAGAUCGCUGAGCGCUGACCUUAUAUCACCACCUCCGACUCCUGACGCGGAUGACACAUGCGAUACCUGCCACAGCGUCAGUCAUGUCCCGUCAGCUCAACACGUCGCGCCCUUCUCAAGAUAUGGCGCAGCAUUGAAAGUCACAGCAAUCCAUCGAAUCUCUCGGGUUUGGCGGCCUGUCCAACUGCCAAUGCGCGCUGAGUCACGACCGGGCGCGGACUGCUGCGCGCUGCAGCGAGUCAUAUGAUGGAGAUGGCAUGGGCAUUGCAACUGACUUGCUGCAUUGGCGCUCGCGCCACGUAUUAGCCUCUGCGCCUCGGUACGUGUCGAACUUCAAGCGCAUAUAUAACACGCCAGUUGGGUCGUCCAAGUCAUCAUCACACCCAUUCAAAUUCAAUUCAAUGUCACUCCUACAAUCCGUCUGGGGGAUCGCCACAGGCAUCUUCUCUCGUCUCUUCGAUGGGCUUCUAGGAAAACGGGAGAUGCGACUUCUGAUGCUCGGGCUCGACGGUGCUGGGAAGACCACCAUUUUGUACAAACUGAAGCUCGGGGAGAUCGUGAUAUCCAUCCCUACCAUCGGUUUCAAUGUCGAGACCCUCGACUACAAGAACGUAUCGCUCAACGUAUGGGAUAUCGGUGGCCAGGACAAGAUCCGCCACCUCUGGCGCUAUUACUACCAGAACGCUCAGGCCAUCAUCUUCGUGGUUGAUUCCAGCGACCGCGACCGGAUAAUCAUCGCCCGAGAGGAAUUACACCAGAUGAUGAACGAAGACGAACUGCGUGAUGCGCUUCUGCUGGUUUACGCCAACAAGCAAGAUAUGCCGGACGCGUUGUCGACCGCUGAGAUGGCCGACAAGUUGGGGCUGUCGGGGCUGAGGCACAGGACGUGGUAUAUCCAGGCGACUUGUGCCAUGUCUGGAGAGGGGAUGUACGAAGGACUGGAAUGGCUCACGAAGAACAUCAAACGAAGUCUGAUUUGAGCGUCUUCAUCUUUCUGCGAAGUGUUGUGUAUUGUUACAUGGAUGACAACUCAUCCUUCAGCUCAGGCUUUUCCCAUAUAAACAUCUUGCAAUUGCGAGUCAUGUACAUCAAUAUCAUGUAGUCUAUACACUUGGCCUGGGUGAUGGGAGAACUGAGAACAACGGCCGACGAGUCCUGGAUAAUGUUUGAGUCUGCAUACUCCGUCCCUCCAUGCGACCAACUAGACCGUACGCAUCUUUUACGGCUACUCUGUGCUUCAGUUCGACUCGCGUCAGAAGGCUAUUUUUGAGUUUCGCCUUGGCAUUGACUUGGUAU